This is a messenger RNA of Liolophura sinensis, 1080 nucleotides long. Its product is annotated as beta-1,3-galactosyltransferase 9-like. Lineage: Eukaryota; Metazoa; Mollusca; Polyplacophora; Chitonida; Chitonidae. Gene Ontology annotation, cellular component: Golgi membrane. Gene Ontology annotation, molecular function: N-acetyl-beta-D-glucosaminide beta-(1,3)-galactosyltransferase activity. The record is from RefSeq and is a predicted model, not a curated record. The coding region runs from base 1 to 1080 and encodes 359 amino acids. Gene Ontology annotation, biological process: protein O-linked glycosylation. The transcript has a single exon.
AUGGCAAAGCGAGGUUUGACUCCAGGUGGAAACAUGGCUCGAGCUUUAGCAGGGGUGUUGCUUUUUUUCAUCUUCAUUGUCGGAAUGUGCAUGGUUUUAACUGACUUUGAAAAUGCCCAAGAGUAUACUCAGGUUCAGGAAGGCCGGGCCAAAGACGAACUGAUGACGGACUACGCGCAAGUCACCGAUAAGAUAAUCAGCAACAACGCGGAAGAGAAUGGAAGGAACGACACUAGUUCAGACCAAGAUUCGUCAGCUGUCUUUGCAGAGCCUGAUCUAAGUGUUUGUGUGGACAAACAUGUCUACCUGCUACUGUUGGUGUUUUCUCCUCCGGAAAACUCUGGUAUCCGGCAGGCGAUCAGGAAAUCAUGGGGCAAUCAGACAAAUACUGACCACAGCUACCUGACCGUAUUCGUGGUAAGUUCUGCCAGCGUGACAGAAGAGUCCUCAUUACACAAAGAAAUCACAGAGAAGAAAGACGUGCUCCUGGGAAACUUCCCCGAUUCCCCGCAACAAACAACAGAGAAGUUCGUCCUGGCUUUGAAAUGGCUUGCGCGCAUCGAACAUAAAUGUCGCCCGUGGUUUAUUCUGAAAUCAGUGGAUGGGAUUUUUCACAACAUCCGACUCUUGAUGAAAAAGCUGGAAAAAUCCAUUCAGCAACCGUACAACGUUUACCGCGGGAAAAUGGUGCGCAAUGAUAAACCCAACAGGAACCGGAAACACCCAAAUCACGUGCCGGUUGCCAAGUACCCCAAGGAAAGGUUUCCCGAUCUCAUUCAGGGGCCCCUCUAUCUGUUCUCGUUUGACGUCAUCUUGAGGUUAAACGCUGCCGUACGCAAGGUUCACCGGAUUGCCAUGGAGGAUGUCUACGUCGGUUUGUUAGCCGAAAAAGCAGGAAUCCUGCCGUACAACGACGAUAGUUUCAGCCUCAUGAAAAAGACUUCAAACGAAUGUAUAAAUGUGAAACUGUUGUUUGUUUAUGACGUCUCUCCUAAUGACCACAAUAAACUGUUUCAUUUAGUUAAAGAGGAACAGGCUCUUCACCGCUGCCAAACUUUGGUAGAGAAAGAAGGCCUUUAA